AUAUUGACGAGUGUAAAAAGAAAACUUACGGAUGUGAUGUUAAUGCCGAAUGCCAUAAUACUGAGGGAUCAUUUUUCUGUAAAUGCAAGGCUGGUUAUGUGGGAAAUGGUCAAAAUUGUGCAGGUUAGAAACUUAUCUGUUUCAUGACUCCUUACUUUACAUCGUGUUCAAAAAUUGCGGCAGAUCUGGGGCAAGUGAGCGGCCAAACUAUUAAAAAAUUAAUUAGCACUUCUUUACUGCCUUAGUUCUUUAGAUUACGAGCAAACAUGUCAAAUAUAUCGAUAGUGACCCCCACCACACAGCAUAUUUACCAACGCUGAACAUUAUAUCGCGAAUUUUCCACCCAUGGAUUGCCUUCUGGGAGUGAUAGGUAACAGAGGCUUUCCUGCGCUUGAGGCCAGUUAGCUGUAUCACUUUGAAAAUACCUCUGAUUUCUCCCCACAUUAAACCUUUCUUUUUCUUAUUGGCACAUCGACGAGAGGCGCUUUGUGAUAUACGACUCGGCUUUACUAAGAAAGACACAAGGGAGGAUGUGAAAGAGACUCUGAAGGCCUCGAUAUUUUUUUCCAAUCCUUGUAACUCUCACAGUUAUGAACAUGAAAAACGACUUAUGAUUCAACAGUUGUUUUUGUUAGCGGCAAAUCUUCCCGGAGUACGACCAAAGAUAAGGCAUCCCAUGUUAUAAGUUUUCCCGAGCUCAAUUAAGGCACGUUAUCAAUUUUUUCUGUAUCAGAAAUUUUGGACUGUGCGCAAACUCCAUGUCAUAAUGGAGGGGCCUGCACCAACGAAGGUGAUGGAUACAGAUGCAAAUGUCUACAUGGAUUCACUGGUACUUACUGUGAAACAGGUUGAAUAGGAAAUGCUUUAUUUUCACUUGAAAUUUAAUAUUGUAGGCACUAAGUAUUGUUCCUGCAAACAUUUUCAAGAGGUGCUAUGAUGGCGAUUGGGGUUUACAGGAGAUAACUGCAAGGCACUGACACUUGGACUCUUUAAUCCACAAUCAUUAAUUUUGUGUAAUUAGAGAAAUAAGUUGUUUCACCCAAGUUUUUUAAUCGCGGAAAAACCGUUUUAUAAAUGGGCUUUGGACAAUUUAUUGAGCUAAAAAGCAAGAAAUUCUAUUCUAUACCUAGAGACAUGGUUUCUUUAUUCAUAUUUUUAGAAAUUGAUGACAUUUUACUAAUAAAGUAUAAGUAAUAUCUUAUUCUACAACUAAUUUGUGUAAUGAUUUUAAGACAACCGGAAAUAUUUGCUAAAUAUGAUUUGGUAUGGAUAUCGACAACUGUGCCAACAAGCCUUGUUUGAAAAAAGGGACGUGCAUUGACGAUAUGAACAAACACAGUUGCAUUUGUGCAAUUGGGUGCAGUGAAAAAAACUUGAAAUAGGAAGGCUACUCUUUGAUCGACCGUUAAAAUGGGGGUGCUUCACACUGAAGUAGUGAAAAGAUGAUCACGAAUUCUAGCUUUUAUGUUUAAUUGUUUACAUAACUAAAGUACUAUGCAAAUAAAAUCUGUGCUGUAGAUCCCCAGGCAGAUCCCCUAUUGUGAGGGGACGGAUCUGGUAAUUUAACCUUUACAUUCCUUAAAGUAAAGAAACAUAGUAAUAUACCUGGUUUAUUUUCUAUCAGAUAUUGACGAGUGUGCUCAGAAUACUCACAGCUGUAGUAUGACCAGUGGGGUUUGUAAAAAUACGCCAGGAUCAUUUAGAUGCAGUUGUAAACCCGGGUUCAUCGGAGACGGACACAAUUGUGAAGGUUUGUCAAGAUGAUGAUGGCAUAUAGCAAUCAUGAACCAAUGUUACUCUGAUUAGUGACACAUUUUGCAAUCUGUAAAUUAUACAAAAGAUGACAAUAAGCAAAUAUAAGCAAUAAGCGAAAAGUCCAAAACUGCUCAUAAAACGCAUAGAAGAGAUCUUAACAUUUGAACCUUUCAUGCACAACUCUUCAGCACAAGGUCAUACACGAUAAAAAUGUUGUGCUUCUUCAUUUUUUGUUUUGCUACUUGGUUGUGUUCAGUUCCAGAGUAAACUGAGUAUAUAAGAAUAGGGAGGCAUUUUACUGAGAACAUAGGUGUUGGAGAGUAACGUAAGUGAAGAUCAACUACCGAAUCCUUUUCUGUGUCUAGGAACAUGUAGAGAAAUACAUCCGUGCUUUUCAUUUCGAUUGUUGCAGGAUACAUAAACGGCUCAAAUAUAUUGUCGAAAAAUGAAUCUUAUUUCGCUUAUCUUCGUGGGUUCCUGGUCCCUGCCGUUGGAAAUAAUACUGGUUGGCUGCUAUGCUACCGCGCCUCCUUACAUGGAUGGGCUGGUGAGGAGUUCCACACCCGUUGCGAUGGAAAGGGAAAUAUUGUAACGUUUAUUCAGACAGACCAGUAUGUUUUUGGAGGGUACACUGAUAUUCCAUGGGGUAAGAAACGGUUUCCACUUUGUAGUAUAACAGGGUAAUUUAGUAUUAUCAACUGAGUUGAUUACGUAAAUUAGCCACCGUAAAGAGUUUUAAAGCUAAGUCUGGCUUUUGAUGUCACAUCUGCCAAAUAUACAAUCAAGCAAGUUUAUCUUUGCAAUAGCUGAAAGGAUUUCCAACUUGUUUAGUAUCUUCAUUAUGCGAACAAGUGUUAGUAAACAUGCCCUCUCAUUUUCGGAAAACAAGAUUCAAAGUUCCAAUGUCAAAUAACAUAAAUAAAGACCAGGGAGACAACAUGAUGAGUAAAAACCAGAAUUUAUAAUGGUAUCGUACAUGUCUAAGACGUAUUGUCAAUCAGUACCUACCAGUUCACUUCAGUUGGACAUGUGACGUAAACCUUACAGACAGUUUGGACAUAAUGACUAUGACCAGUAUUAUAGAUAGAAUUCACGAAAAGGACUCACGCGAACCGUCCGAAAAGAGCACUUCUCUGAUGCCUUGGUGUGUAAAUAUGGGAUUCAAAACAGGUAUCAUGACCUCAUUUUCAAACAUUAGUGCGAGGAAAUUAUACCGUUAAAUCGUUUAAAUAACUGUUCGUCCAAAGAAAAAAAGCCAUACAUGAUUAACUGAUUCAAAAUUUUUCUUGGCAGGUUGUUCUCCCGGAGCAAGAACAGAAGACCAGUCAGGUCGCUGUUGUAUAUUUCCUUUCAAGUAUAAAGGCCAUACCUACAAUCAAUGUAUAUUGGGAAAACUUUUCAAACGGUGGUGCUCAUUCGAUGCUGUCUACAGUCGUCAUUGGGCUUAUUGCGGUGAGGAAAAAGUUAUUCUUGAGAAUGUAUUAUGUAUAUAUGUAUAUAUGUUUAAAUAUAUUAUAUUUUUUCUCUCACCUUUUUUCAGUCUCAAUAACUUCAUGACAAAAAUAUUGAACAAUUAAGUCAUAGGAUGAUUUCUUUCAACUCCGGCCAAAUGUUACCAGCUUUAAUAGAGGAAAAAUGUAAACUGGUAAAAAAUUCCUAUAAAAGGUUUCAAUUUUAGCUUAUUGUGUUGACCUGUAGAUGAUGAUCCGUACAAAGGAUAUCACACGACAGACAAGGCUUUUAUUUUUUCGCUCAAAAACAAAGAAGGACUAGCGCCGUUUAAGAGUAUGGUGAAUCAUGACUCCCAAGCCAUUUAUAUGGAGAUAAGUCGUGGUCCAACAUUUGGUGGAGGCCACGAUAUUUGCAUUGCUAACAACGCAGGUCAUAAUGCUCAUUCGUACACCAACUUUGGUCACUCUUUCUUGGCUCCUAGUGAAGUAAAGGAAAAAAUUACAGUGUUGGCUGGAACUCACCAUUUUACUCCCGACGAGGUAGAAGUAUUCUAUCUCCCUUAG
Molecule: messenger RNA, 3770 nt
Organism: Pocillopora meandrina
Lineage: Eukaryota; Metazoa; Cnidaria; Anthozoa; Scleractinia; Pocilloporidae
Source: the annotation of a GenBank genome assembly